GCUCAUACGCAAUACAGAGGCGCACAGCACAACAUCAUACACACUCGUCUUGACCGCGAGUAUAGUGACAUCAGAUCGCUCGGCCGUAGCGAUCCAAUAUACCUCCUGGUUUUUUUUCUUUUCGCUUCUCGCAGUCCCACUACUGCUCGCUGCUGCUGCUGUUGACUACAUAGCCUACUGCUGCGUCAUUUGCCGAAAAAUGGCAGAACCCUCGAUGGUUUUGAACAUGGUGAAAGAUCCGACAAACAAUGUAUUCUACGACAUGGAAGGAGAACGCGAUGAAAACAGUUCGACGACAUCUCAUUCAAAAAAUCCGCAGAGAAGCGAGAGCCCGUUGUACGGCGCCGAAAAUCCAGACGCAAAAAUCAAUGAAAAUUCCGGCCUACGUGCGAUACAGCAAGAAUUGCCCAAUGAAAUAUCAGCUCCUUAUGAGGUGCCGCAGUUCCCCAUUGAACAGAUUGAAAAGAAAUUGCUCAUACAGCGACAGUUGACCGUCAAAGCCGCAAAGGACCUGGAAGAGCGUCGAAGCCAUUAUGAGCCAUCGUUGGGCCCGUUUCCCGACGAGACCGAUCAUCACUUUCCCCUUGAAGAAAAUGACUUUGUACCUCACUUUCAACGAGUAUCCAUAUCUGGAGAGGACACCUCGGGGGUGCCGCUCGAAGAUUUGCAAAGAGCCUCGCACAUGUUGGUGCAAGCCUUGGCUAUUAGAGAAAAAUACAUGAACAACUCGAAACAGACCUUCCCGAGCAUAACGUCAAGGUUUCUGCGCAGUAUCGAUAAAAAACCGGUUAACGCGGACGACGAGGUGCAGCACGACGAUCGGCAAACCAUCGAGGACCAUCCCGUGCACGCGCCGGCCUCGCGAGGCGAUCCCUGGGCCUGCGAGUUUCCCCCCAGCAAGAACUACAAGAUCGCCUCGGUCAACGGGGUGUUCAACGUGUUCGCCUCAGAGGACGACUUGGCCAAGCAGAAGCCGGUCCCGUACGCGUACCCCGAUCUGGCGAAUUUCGUGCGCGACAUGAACCUGCUCUGCACCAUGAUCGCCGAUGGGCCGCUCAAGUCCUUCUGUUAUCGAAGAUUGAGCUACUUGUCGUCCAAGUUUCAGCUGCACGUACUUCUCAACGAGUUGCGCGAGCUCGCCAGUCAGAAGGCCGUGCCCCACAGAGAUUUUUAUAACAUCAGGAAAGUCGACACCCACAUUCACGCGGCCUCCUGCAUGAAUCAAAAACACCUGCUGAGAUUCAUCAAGAAGACGCUGAAAAAUCACGCGGAUCAGGUUGUCACUUGCUCGAAGAACGACGAGAAAAUGACUUUGCACGAGGUUUUUCAAUCGAUGAAUUUGACCACUUACGAUCUCAGUGUUGAUAUGCUCGAUGUCCAUGCAGACAGAAACACUUUUCACAGAUUUGACAAAUUCAACGCCAAGUAUAAUCCGAUCGGAGAGAGCAGAUUGAGAGAAGUUUUUCUGAAAACCGACAACUACAUCGACGGCACAUUCUUUGCCAACAUAAUAAAGGAAGUGGCGAGUGACUUGGAGGAAUCAAAAUAUCAAAAUGCAGAGUUGAGGCUAUCCAUCUAUGGCAAAAGUCCUGAGGAAUGGGAUAAGUUGGCCAAGUGGGCGAUCCAGAGUGACGUUUACUCGGACAAUGUUCGAUGGCUUAUACAAAUACCCAGACUAUACGAUAUCUUCAAGUUGAACAAGUUAAUGACAAAAUUCCAAGAGAUUUUGAACAAUAUUUUCUUGCCCCUGUUCGAGGUAACGAAUGACCCACAAUCUCAUCCAGAAUUGCAUAAAUUUCUUCAAUACGUCAUUGGAUUUGAUUCAGUGGACGACGAAAGCAAACCAGAAAAUCCUCUAUUUGAUAAGGACGUUAAUACACCAGAGAAUUGGACUGACAUUGAAAAUCCGCCUUACGCUUAUUACCAGUAUUACACUUAUGCUAAUAUGACAGUUCUCAAUCAGUUCAGAGCAGAUCAAGAUCUCAACACGUUUGUUUUGCGACCGCAUUGUGGCGAGGCUGGGCCAAUACAGCAUCUGGUGUGUGGUUUCAUGAUGGCUGAAAACAUAUCCCACGGUUUGUUACUUAGGAAAGUGCCAGUAUUACAGUAUUUAUAUUACUUAGCUCAGAUCGGAAUCGCCAUGUCGCCACUGAGUAACAAUUCGCUCUUCUUGAAUUACCAUCGCAAUCCCUUGCCCGAAUAUCUUGCCAGAGGCUUGUGCGUCAGUCUGUCGACAGACGAUCCUUUGCAAUUUCACUUCACCAAAGAACCCCUCAUGGAGGAGUACAGCAUUGCAGCUCAGGUGUGGAAGCUCAGCUCCUGCGAUAUGUGUGAGCUUGCCAGGAAUUCAGUUAUAAUGAGUGGUUUUCCCCACAAGAGCAAGCAAUACUGGUUGGGACCUAACUACACAAAAGAGGGUGUCGCAGGUAACGACAUUACACGCACCAACGUACCGGAUAUUAGAGUGGCCUACCGAUACGAAACUCUGGUCGACGAGCUGUCCAAUAUAUUCAAAGUCGUGGAGAAGCCAGAUGUUUUCUAGCAUUCGGCCAACAAAUUUAUUCUCUAAUUAUUUAAAUAAACUAAUUUUUGUCUUUUAAAAACGCUGUUAUUAACGACUAUAAUAGUACAUUAUAUAUUGUAUUAUAUUGUAUCAUGUGAUUGUUUAUGUACAUGUUAUAUAGAUGCAAGUGUUUUACCAAUACUUCAUUUUAUACUAGAAUCGUGUAUUUAUUAUUAUGACUUGAGAAUGAACUGUUGUUAAAAUGGACGUUUUGCGUAGAUAAUAUUUCUUUUAAUUAUAAACAUAUUAACUGCCGCGAGUCGAUGUAUUGGCAAUAAUUUAUGGCGAGCAUAAAUAAUUGUAUCAAGUAAUUAUUAAGUCAAGUUAAGUCUUAGUAAAGGUGCGAAUUUACUACAGAAAUAUUAUGUCUACGAAAUUGUUUUCAAAUUCGUACUCGUAUUCGGUAACAUUAUAUUUUGCCGGAAUAUAUUUUACCGCAUAUAUCAUAUCAUUAUAACUAUGAAACUUGAGAGUUUUUCAGUAAUUUUAAUAAACAAAAAAAGUUGAAAUAAUAAA
Molecule: messenger RNA, 3079 nt
Organism: Trichogramma pretiosum
Lineage: Eukaryota; Metazoa; Arthropoda; Insecta; Hymenoptera; Trichogrammatidae
Gene: AMPdeam
Product: AMP deaminase 2
Exons: 10
Coding region: 200-2542 (780 amino acids)
Biological process (GO): AMP metabolic process; IMP salvage
Cellular component (GO): cytosol
Molecular function (GO): AMP deaminase activity
Source: RefSeq, a predicted model, not a curated record